Messenger RNA from Dipodomys ordii (Ord's kangaroo rat), 718 nucleotides. RefSeq names its product glioma tumor suppressor candidate region gene 2 (gene Nop53). Gene Ontology annotation, cellular component: nucleolus. Bases 53 to 610 code for a protein of 185 amino acids. Lineage: Eukaryota; Metazoa; Chordata; Mammalia; Rodentia; Heteromyidae. The transcript is spliced from 6 exons. The record is from RefSeq and is a predicted model, not a curated record. Gene Ontology annotation, biological process: rRNA processing; ribosomal large subunit assembly. Gene Ontology annotation, molecular function: 5S rRNA binding.
GGCCACGCCCCCUCCGGCCUGCCCCCCUCCCCAGGAGACGGUGUUCCGGGAGAUGUGCGAGGGGCUGCUGGAGGAGUCGGACGGGGAGGAGGAGGAGGGGGACGGCCACCCCAGAGCUCCCGACGACGAUGAUGACGGGGUCGAAGCCCGCCGCACCACAGCCACCGCCACUGCGGAGAAGAAGACGGAGCAGCAGCGGCGUCGUGAGAAGGCCGCCCGCAGGAAGCGGGCUCUGCAGGCCGCGCUGCGCGCCGCCCGGCUCCAGCACCAGGAGCUCUUCCGGCUGCGCGGGAUCAAGGCGCAGGUAGCGCUGCGGCUGGCGGAGCUGGCCCGGAGGCGCGAGCGGCGCCGGCUACAGCGGCUGGCGGAGGCGGACAAGCCCCGCCGGCUGGGGCGGCUCAAGUACCAGGACCCUGACAUCGAUGUGCAGCUUAGCUCCGAGUUGUCCGGAUCGCUCAGGACGCUGAAGCCCGAGGGCAACAUCCUGCGAGAUCGGUUCAAGAGCUUCCAGAGGAGGAACAUGAUCGAGCCUCGAGAGCGAGCCAAGUUCAAGCGCAAGUAUAAAGUGAAGCUGGUGGAGAAACGGGCCUUCCGGGAGAUCCAGUUGUAGCAGCUGGGAUGCUGCAUCCGGGACCCUUGUGUUUGAAGGAUGCUGGAGCCCUGCCGUGGACCAGUGAGGGGUGCUGGCCCCGCCCCUCAGUAAAGCUCUGUGACCAGC